Molecule: messenger RNA, 1911 nt
Organism: Lachancea nothofagi CBS 11611
Lineage: Eukaryota; Fungi; Ascomycota; Saccharomycetes; Saccharomycetales; Saccharomycetaceae
Source: the annotation of a GenBank genome assembly
AUGACGGACGAACUUUCAGUUCAGUCAAACUACGUGGAUCAGCUAACAAAGAUGCUAAAUCAUACCAAGGAUGACAAGACAGCGCUACUUACAUUACACCGCUCGCUAGCAUCCAGCGACGACAAGGCUUUCGCGGAGUGUCUGGUGAAGAGGCCAGACAGAUGGACGAGCAUCUUUGCGGCAACAAGAGAACACACGGAAGACCAGGAAGUCGUUACGGCCGCAGACUUUUUCAUGGAAAGAGGCUCUUCGAUUUUGAGUGGUACCAACGACGAGGUAUUGGACCUUAAGAGCUUUUGCGGAGCAGUACACACACACUUGGUUGUUGACACAGUUGUGAGCCAACUGCUGUGGCGCCAGUGCGAUGCAGAGCUCGAAGCACAAGUCGUAAAGUCGAUCAGCGGUUUUCUGAAGUGCUUGAUGUUACUCAACGAAAGCGACCCCCAUUCAGCGAACGCGAUCAUGUGCGAUAGUUUCCUGACGCUUAAAUCGGGCGGAUACUUUACCAUCUUGACUACGGUACUUGAAAGUGGAGCCCAGUACAAAGGGGAUAUUGAGGAAAUAGCCCAUAGCUGUGUUAUGGAUCUUGCAACCAUGGACAGGUCUCUGAACUCUCGUAAUGUGGACAAAUUACCUAGCUCCCUCAUGAGGAGCAUGGUGGACCUUUUGGAUAAGCAUUUCAAAGUAAGUGAGUGGGAAAAAGAAAAAUAUCCUUCUGUUAACGAAGGUGGCAAACAGAUAUCCGAGCUUUCGUUAACCAAUGCAAUUGACAUGAUUACGUUUUCCACAGAUAGCAACCUUUCGUUUCGCAAAAAGUUUUUAGAGCGUUUACUUUUCGAAGACGAUGCUUUCCCAAUAAUCAAGGGCCUAUCUUGGCUUUCGGACCAAUUAUCAGAAUGCUUUAAUCAAUACUUCACUGAAAAAGACGUGUCUGUCUUUAUUAUGCAAUGUUUUUUGAACAAAGACAUAUUGAUUUUCAGCCUUGUGGAUAAGCUCAUGGAGCUCUGGAUUGAGUCAAAAGCUCAAAGUUUUGACGAUUUUAAAUCUGUCUUGGAAACCUUUAAAGUUGCCUUUUUCCAACAUGACUGUUUCCUUGGUGCAAAAGAACCUGAUGUUGGCUCAUGUUUGGUUAAUAUCAGGUCGCUCACUUAUACAGACCUCAGAAGUCUACAGCUGAAACAAAUAAGAACUACGCAUUACGAAAAAUGGGAAAAACAGAUUUCGCAAUUUGACUCUAUGCUUUCCAAUCAAGUUCUGGAGUAUGUGCGUCACCAGCGUCUCCUUCAAUUACAGAAAGGCUCUUGGGUUUAUAGCGAGAAUCCACUGGACCGCAGCGUAAAGCAACCAAAGGUUUACUUCGUUGUCCUCUCUGAUAACCAAAUGAAUCUUCUAGCCAGAGAAUUCAGAGCUAGAAGCGAAGAAAAUCCUACUGUUCAUGGAAACGAAAUAUAUAAUGCUACAGACGCAUCGGCUCCUAAAUCUAAAACCAUGGUCAUUCCUUUAAGGCGCGUGAAUAAAUUUCAGCAUUGGAGGGUUCAAUCUGAAAGCAAAGUUCCCGACAAUGCGAAGCUGAUUAAUAUUCUGAACAAAGCUGUAUACACAGAGAUCCACCUUUUAGAUAAAGAAGCAUCUGUUCUACUCAGAUUUUUUUUGGAUACCAAAGAAGCCUCCUAUAUCUGGCUAGAUGGUCUGCAGUUGAUAGUUGCUGCGGCGCUGGGCAAAAAACCUGCUCUGUCGGAUGACAUGAAGUCUCAAAUAGCCAAUCUUAUCGAUUUGAGGAAGAAUGUCCAAAUUAUAGGGUUGGACGAUAACGCGGAUUUAGAUUAUGAUGACGAAGGCUCCGAGGCCGAAGAGCAGUAUUAUGAUUUGAAAACGCUACAGAAUUUAACGGUGGAUUUUCACUACGAUUGA